Messenger RNA from Vespula pensylvanica (western yellowjacket), 4259 nucleotides. Its product is annotated as box A-binding factor-like. The record is from RefSeq and is a predicted model, not a curated record. Gene Ontology annotation, molecular function: RNA polymerase II cis-regulatory region sequence-specific DNA binding; zinc ion binding; DNA-binding transcription factor activity, RNA polymerase II-specific. Bases 857 to 3091 code for a protein of 744 amino acids. Gene Ontology annotation, biological process: positive regulation of transcription by RNA polymerase II; negative regulation of transcription by RNA polymerase II; cell fate commitment. The transcript has 8 exons. Lineage: Eukaryota; Metazoa; Arthropoda; Insecta; Hymenoptera; Vespidae.
CUGUCGAAAGAGAGAAAUUAAUCAAACGAGCGAAUAAACCGCGAAGCGUUCGUCGUAGCAACGUGUACGAUGGUACAUGGACAGAACACAGACGCAGGAAGGAUAAUAUCGGACGGAGGAGUGACCAAUGAGGUGCGAGGGUCCGCCCAAACGGCUGCUCGAGUUGCUUCCUCCGUCGUUUCGCUGCCUGUUGCAACGCUUUUCUCCCCUCUUUCCCUCGAAUCGAAUGGUAGACUGCACAAUAAACUCUCUCUCUCUCUCUUUCUCACUCUUUUUCUCUAUCUCUCUGUCUCUCUCUUUCUUUCUCGUUCACUUAACAUCCGCCAUUGCUCCGAGUCAAACAAAAGGAAUAAAUGAGAGAGGCAGCAUUGCUGUUGUUACAUGUAUCGAGCAAAAACAUUAUUUCCACCGACACAUCCAAAAGCUCUUUAACCAUCUCUCUUUCUCACUAUCACUAUCUUUCUAACUCUCUCACACUCCGUAUGUCGCCUCGUGCUGCACCUCGCGUUCGCUCUCCUCAUCAGUUCCACUUGGUUACUCGAACGUCUCGCUAGUCGGUUUUUUCUUCCUUCCUUCUCUUAUUCUCUGUCAUUCGACGACCAUUUUUAUUUUCUACUUUAUUUAUUUAUUUAUCUUUUUAUCGAGUUUGGCGUUUUGGAAAAAAGUGGAUAUAACGCGUGGAAUGUGUGUGUGUAUGUAUGUGAGAUUGAGAUAGAGGGAGAAAGAAAUAAGGAGAGAGAGAGAGAGAAAGAGAAAGAGAGAGAGAGAGAGAGAGAGAGAGAGAGAGAGAGAGAAAGUGGAUUGGUAUAUGGAAAGAAACGUGAGUUAGAAAAGGAUAGAAGUUCUUGCAGAGCAAAUGCGACACACGGCUACGGAGGAUAUGAUGAAGGAAACAUUGGUGAAGCAGGACAUAAAGAUAGAGUGGGAAGGGCAUCGUUCCGGCGAGAGUUCCCCUCAAUUACACGUCACGGAAGAACCCUCUGAUAGUCCGCAAAGUGUUAUCACUUCGAAGAGACACGUCAGAACGAUCACUACGGCGGGACAUAUCACGGAAAGUAUAGCCGAGAUCGAAGCUGAAUCCUCGGACUCGAAUGCUGUCUCGAGUAAUCUUCAGCAAGCCAUGCACCAGCAUCAGCAUCAACACUCGGAUCAAGAUCAGCAUGUGUAUCAAGACGAACAACAACAGGGGCAGACGCAACAACAGGGGCAACAACAAUACGUGCAGAUUUCUCAUGCUAAUAGUACAGAGGAACAGCAACGAGAUGGCAACGAUCAACAACACGUUGUCUAUACAGCUAGAAACGGUCAGGAUGGUGGCGUUGAAGUCUCUGAUGGUGCUGAUUCAACGAUUACACUCGCCGUCAAAGAAUCACCUAGAUACGAGACAACGGGAGGAACAACUGAGAGGAACGAAGUGGGCCGUAUCUAUGCGUACACUAGCGACGAUCAGGAGUUAAGGAGGGAGAAUCAUUUGAUCACGAUGCAAGUUCAAGACAAUGCUCGUCGUGGUCAACAAACAACGACGCAUCAUAGGUUCAGUCCGCAUGAGAGCAAUCAUAGUACCAGCAACACAGCCAAUAGUACACCCAGGUAUCAAACCUCACCAGUUCUUCCUACCACGGAGGAUUACGAAACGUCAGGGAUGGUUAGCCAGUCUGCAGGCAAUGUACAACUGAGUUCACCCGCACCCAAUUAUUCCCCACCAAUCGAUGGAAUACGAACGAAUCAACAUCAACAGCAAUUGGUCGCUGCUGGUUACUCCGACGCAGCUGUCGCUGCGACGAUCAAAUAUGAUACCGAAGUAGCCGUUGCCACGGAAAAUAUCAAAGUUUCGAGUACCUACACAACCCUCGAGACUGUCGCCAUACCACCCUCGCAGACGGUUCAAUACACUCAAUAUAUAUCCGGUAGUGAAACUUUCCAACAAGCGCCAACGUAUACAUAUCCAAAGCCCGAACUUUUUAUCACUUAUCCACCCGCUAGUCAACCUGGAUCGCGAGGUGCCGAAGUGGAGUCUCCCAACAGUGCUUACAUCAAAGGUGACCCAACGUUAGCUUCGUCUUUAGGUACGACGCGUGCUGUCUCUCUUCAUUACGAGCAACCAGGCUCACCGGGAUCUCAAGUGACCUUAUAUGGACCUAGCACAGCUACUUCUUAUCAAUACAUCAAACCAAGCAAUGAUCCUUACUGGCCUACUAGUGGUACACCAUCACCUCCAACGUCUCUCGAAUACGUUCAAACAUAUCCCAGCGUGACAACGAUAGUUAGCGACGCUGCAAAUAUGCAACUCUACUCGGGCGGUGGUUACAGUGUCGCAACAGCUGCUGGAAAUGGUUUAUCUGGUCCUUGGCAAACUAUUCCAAGUGCCGAAGAAACCUUCGACGGUGCCGUGAUAGCGAGCGAACCAAAGGACUGCUUAAACUGUGCCACUACCAUGACACCUCUGUGGAGACGCGAUGGUACCGGACAUUAUCUUUGCAGCGUGUGUGGUAUUAUCAGCAAGAUGAAUGGCACCAGCAGACCAUCGAUCAGAUGCGGCAAACCUAAACAGUCGGUCGCGCCGGUAAACAUUGCUGGUGUACGAAGGACAGGAGUGCAAUGUGCGAACUGUAGAACGAGUAACACGACUCUAUGGAGACGAAACAACAACGGCGAACCCGUUUGUAAUGCCUGCGGUCUUUACUUCAAAUUGCAUAACGUUAAUAGGCCAUUGAGCAUGAAAAAGGAAGGAAUACAAACGCGAAAAAGGAAGCCAAAAAAUAAUUCUGGUGUAAGCGGGAAUCUUCCUGGACCGAGCGGUAUCUCCAAGACCGAGAUUAAGUCCAGCUUACUCGUGGACUCGUUGCAGUUGAACAUGUUUGCAAGCGGGGGUGGGGGUGAAGGGGUAGAAGAGCAUUGUCUUCCUGUAGGUACACCAACAACGGCACAAUUAGGGCACGCACAUUCGCCCCUCACAUUACCUACUGUCGCCGUAUUGAAUCGUCAAACUACCCUUACCGUGCCUCCACUAGAACCAAUCACUAGUCAACCCAGCGGUGACCUGGUCUCGGUUAUAACUUCAACGACGACAGUCCAUGCUGAGAGAUCUUAGAAAUGUUCCUUUUUCUCUCUCUUUUCUAAAAAAAUAAGAGAAGAAAACGAAACGUAUGUAUAUACGUACGUACGAGAUGGUCUUAUCCGGAGCUUCUUCGUUCGCUCUAUGACAGUGAUAGAGACAGGCUCGAAAAUGAGAAAGAAGACUUUCUUGUUUAGAGAAACGGACUCUCGUAAAAGGAAAAUGAAAAAAAAAAGAAUAUGCAAAAGGAAUAAUAAAGAAAUAUUUUAUAGGAAAAACGGAGUAUCGUUCGCGCUCCGUUUAAUUUCACUGUUAGUGCUAUGAAUCGGUAUAUGCGUGGUUUAGCCUAAUCAUUUUGCUGUAUCUUAACAACUAUUGUAGAUUAGAAAUAUUGACAUCGAUACUAAAUUCAAUCCAAUCCAACAACGAUAUUGAAAAGAUAAAAAUAUAUAAAUCUUGCAAGGAAAAUAAAUGAAAUUUAUGUUGUUUCUGAUUAUUAAUAUUAAUUUCAUUUAUAUCGAUAAUGCAUCUUAGGAAUGUGCUAAAACAAUAUUUAUAAAUAUCGACGUCAACAUUUCUUCGUUCGGUGAUCAGCAUAAAAUGUUAAGCACAGUAUGUAUGUAACUACUUGGCUAUGUGUGUAUGUAUGUAUGUACAAUUCUCUAACGAUUCUUAUAUUCUCGUGAUUGUCCUUAACGCGAUCUUGCUCUAAGAGAUGUGCAAUUUUCAGACACAUGUCUUUAUCGUUUUCUAUUUUUCUCCUUUUAUCUUUUUUUUUUUUAAUCUAAUUUAAGAUCAAAAUUGAUACGUUGUACAAAGCGUUUCCUUUUGGGCUUUGCUUUUGUUUAAAAGAUCAUAUGUAUCAUUAGAAAGCUCCAGAUUGAGGAAAACGAGAGAUAAAAGAGAAAAGAAAAGAAAAGAAAAGAAAAGAAAAGAAAAGAAUAGAAAAAAAGAAAAGAAAAGAAAAAAAGAUUAUAUAGAAACGGAAGUUCGGAUUUUACGAUAAAUUUUCAAUUUACUUUAUCACGAAUCGACGUUAUUAACUCGUGUACUUUUACAAGUAGGCGUCUCUUGUAUAUAGAAUUCUACAUUAUGGCGUCUAAAGAUACACAAGACAUCCUUUAAACUUUAUCCAAAGAGUAAUAUAUAAUAUAUUCGUGUACUACUAAUGUGUAAGAACAUGACCGUAAAGAGGUACAAGAAA